Misgurnus anguillicaudatus (oriental weatherfish) is the source of this 4400-nucleotide messenger RNA. RefSeq names its product TBC1 domain family member 8. Gene Ontology annotation, molecular function: calcium ion binding. Lineage: Eukaryota; Metazoa; Chordata; Actinopteri; Cypriniformes; Cobitidae. The record is from RefSeq and is a predicted model, not a curated record.
UUUAUUUUCUCACAGACAUGUAACCAGUAUAAGAAGAAGACGUUCACUAGUCUAGAAUCACCACGGUGUGCGCGCGCACACAAAAACAUAAACAAGGCAGCAAGCGCAUGAAGUACAGUAACAGUCCAGCAGACAGGCGGACGCAGACUGAUUUAUUGACUGCUGUUCUUUAGACAACAUGUCAAAUGUCCUGUAAUGUGUAAAUCGUUUGCUAAAUGAAUACAUGUUAAUAUAAUGUUUGAUUGGCUGGACGUGGGUGUGUGUCAGCGCCAUAAGAGCAAAAGUGAGGGAGUGACGGUGAAAUGAAAGUUUCUCGCCGGAACCUCGAGCAGGAAAAGGCUGGAGAAGCGGAAAUAAACCGUCGUGCUUCAUACAACACCAGCUGCUGUGGUUGAAAUAGAGACGAGCUGCAGUUAUGGGUGGAAUAUAAUGAUAAUGUGAAACAGCACGAGGAUGUGGGUCACCCCCGAAGAAGUUGUGCUGAAAAAUGCGCUCAAGCUUUGGGUCACUGACAGAUCCAACGAUUAUUUCCUCCUGCAGCACCGGAGAGGACACGGAGAGACCGGAGGAAAAAUCACAGGUUUGCUGGUUGGAGCUUUGGACACCGUGCUGGACUCAAAUGCACGUGUGGCUCCGUUCCGGCUUGUUCUGCAUGUGCCGGGAUGUCAGGUCAGCUGGGUCAUAGCUAGUGGAGUCACUCUAGAGGAGGUGCAGAAACACUGGAAAUGGCUGGAUCAAAACAUACUGCCGUACAUGGCCGUGUUUGAGAAUAAAGAAGACGCUGCCAGUUUUGUACAGGGCAAAGUGAAGGGUUUAAUCGCAGAAGAGGUUUUGGGUGGCCAGGCCGCUGGGGAAGAUGAUCCAGCCCGGUUUCGUGAGGAUCUUGCUCGUUUCGAGCAGCGUUUCGGUCUGCCUCAGAGAGAGAAGCUGGUGACGCAUUACUCGUGCUGCUGCUGGAAAGGUCGUGUGCCACGUCAGGGCUCGCUGUAUCUCACCACCAAUCACAUUGCAUUUUAUUCCUUCCUGCUGGGUAAAGAAGUGAAGCUGUUGGUUCCCUGGGCAGAUGUGACGCGUCUAGAACGUGUAUCUGUCGGCCUACUGACGGAUGUGAUCCGUGUUUACACUCGACGGAGACAGAGGGAUUUCUCCAUGUUUUUGAAUGUAGAUGAGGUCAUGAACAUCAUGUGUCAGCUGGCUGAUAUCGCUCUACGCAGACUGCUCGACAGCGGUGGUCUCACGCUCGACCAAUCACUGCAGGACUCUGCAAACAUUACCAAGAGGUUGUUGGAGGAAGAGGCUCUCAGGCAGUAUGUGCUUUCUCUAUUCGGCUUACCGCGGUCUGAGCGUCUACAGGAAGUGAUGUCGUGCUCAAUUUGGACUGCUCAUGCCCGCUGCCACACACCGGGUACCCUGUAUGCCACAGAUGGUUAUUUGUGCUUCAGCAGUCGUGAGGAGGGACAAUGUAAACUCAUUAUACCACUUAAAGAGAUGCUUUCCAUUGAGAAGGCCGACAGCACCAGCGUCCUGCCCAACCCUGUGAUCAUCAGCUUAAGGUGUAAACGUGCCUUUCAGCUCAUAGACCUAUCACAGCGAGAUGAGUUAGUGGAGAAGCUGCGCGAGAGACUGCGUGAUCUGCACUGGAAACAAGCCAUGAUCCACGGACACGAGCAGCGCAAGAAAUCCACGAUAUCCAGCACACCAUACUAUACUUUCUGCUAUGACACCGUCCAAUCAGAUGAUGAGGACAGCAGUGUUAUUUCUGAUAAAGCGCUGCGUCACAUGGUCCUCGCUGACACAUUCCACCCCAGCCAAUCAGAUUCUCCUGACGAGACACGUAACACUGAGCGUGUGAAGGAGCGUUUAUGGGAAGAUCAUUUUACCGAGUUUGGUCGAGGUGUUCACAUGUUUCACACUGAUAAAAUCCACAAACUGGUGGUGCUGGGCAUCCCGGAGUCUCUGCGUGGAGAACUGUGGCUCAGUUUCUCAGAUGCGUGUUCAUCACUGGCUGCCCAUCAGAACUACUACACAAACCUGCUGGAGAAGUCCAGGGGUCAGACGAGCAUCGCCACAGAGGAGAUCGAGCGGGAUCUUCAUCGCUCGCUGCCCGAGCAUCCGGCCUUUCAGAACGACACGGGAAUAUCGGCGCUCCGCAGAGUUCUUACGGCUUACGCUUACAGAAAUCCCACCAUCGGCUACUGUCAGUCCAUGAACAUAUUAGCAUCUGUGAUGUUGUUGUACACUAAAGAAGAGGAAGCUUUCUGGCUGCUGGCUACAGUCUGUGAGAGGAUGUUACCAGACUACUUCAAUCGCAGAGUCAUCGGUGCACAGGUGGAUCAGUCAGUGUUUGAAGAAUUAAUUCGUGAGCGUUUACCGGAUCUAGCCGAACACAUUCCUGACCUUUCCCCGCUGGCGUCCGUCUCUCUCACGUGGUUCCUCACGCUGUUCCUGAGCGUUCUUUCGUUCCGCAGCGCUCUCUGUGUCCUCGACUGCUUCUUCUAUCACGGCAUCAGGUCCAUCUUUCAGAUUGGAUUGGCAGUCCUGGAGGCAAACGCUGCUGAGUUGUGUGCCUGCACAGAUGAUGGUCAAGCUCUCAUGAUACUGAGCAGUUUUCUGGAUCAGGUGACACAUGAGGAUGAGACGCACAUGUGUGCUGAUGCCAGAGAUACUCAACAUGUCAACAUCACAACACUGAUCGCUGAUGCACACGAGAAGUUUGGCUCUCUUACGGUGAAGCACGUGGAGAUGUUGAGAUGUAGACAUCGUAUUCAGGUUCUUCAAGCUCAUGAAGAUACCACCAAAGACAACGUUCUGCGGUUGGUCAAUCCAGAUGUGUCCAUCUCACAGGAACACCUGUCUGACCUCUAUGAUCUCUUCAAAACGGAGCAUUUCAUUAAUCUGUAUUGGGGUGAUGGUGCUGGAUGUUCUUCGGUCUCUGUCAGCAGCUCUACUGAUCGUUACUUUGUGGACCGAGCUCAGUUUAAGAGUCUGUACGAGCUCCUGACCCCGUGGCUCUGUGGGACACACACAGAUACUGUCGCUCAACGCACUUUCACACUUUUAGAUCAAGACCAAGAUAACCAAAUAAACUUCUCUGAGUUCACACGGUGGAUAGAUAUUGUGUACUGUGAGGAGCUGAAUGAGAAGAUCAGACUUCUGUAUCGACUGCACAUUCCACCAGCCAUGACAGAUCAUGAAGACGACUCGUCUCCACUGAAGAGUCCGAUACUGUCCACCUCCAGACCUUUAUAUGUCAAUCUGCCCAAUGGUGAGAGGAGGAGUUAUGAAGAACAACUUCAGCAGAUGCUUCAAGACCUGAGCACUGGAAAGAAGAAAGAUGAGAAGAUUCUUCCUUACAUGAACCAGCGCGAGUUCAUCCAGUUUUGCAAGACGUUCUACAGCAUGUUUCAGGGUGAUCCCGAUGAAGCCGAACUCUUCCAGGCUAUCGGGAUGGUCGCGAGUCUCGUGCUGCAGAUCGGAGAGGCACGGCACCGACGCCACUCGUCUUCAGGCCAGGAGGAGGAACGCGCUCCCUCUACUGUGAUUAGUGGAGAGAGUGCUGAUGUCUCUCAGGUGGAAGAUGAUUGGUCGGUGAGUUUUGAACAGAUUCUGGCUUCGCUGCUGACCGAGCAGGUGCUGGUGAACUUCUUAGACCGGCCUGUAGACCUGAGUGCAAAAAUUGGGUGCGCAAAGAUGCGUCAGUAUCAGGAGCGUGCGGGACUGCUCAUGAUCAGCUGAACGGGAGCCGUGUCAAACUAAUGAGAUCAAAAUCAUGGUGCUGAAGACGACAGUGCCUUGAUCCUAAUACAGGACCACACAGAAGAGCACCAAAUACUGACACAAUCUGAGGAUUCUGGGAUGAGCUGGACUCUCCAUAAAUGAUGAGAGAUUGAAAGGUUUAUAUGUAGGAGGCCUCAGUGUAGACCAAAUCAACUUAAAGACUGAAGUUUUAUUCAUUUUCUCCAUUAAUUUAAUCGUUGAUGCUGUUGUUUUCAUUAUUGAUGAUCAACAUUAUUAUUUGAACAGUAUUUAAGCUGUAUGUGUUGCUUUAAAUCAGUAUUCAAAGAUUGAAGUCUUAUUCAGCUCAUCUGUAGUUGUGUUCUCAACAGUCCGGUCCAAAUCAAAUCAUAUUUUUGGAAAUGUAUUUCAGUAUUUUGAGCGAUGAUUUACAAUGUAAAGUUUACAGUUUUAAUUGACAUGUUAGAUGAUUGAAGAGAGAUUGAUAGAUUUUAUGUUAAAUGAAUGGUCACAUGUUCUGGCAAGAGCUCACAAAAACAACAUGGCUCUCAUCAGACACCGUGCCUUACAUCACAUGGCUUAAUGUUUGUGUUCACUUUUCCAACAACAUACACAUGAAGUCUUAAUCAUCACUGACUAUCAAUGAAAUACUGUCUGGCCAAACA